AUGCUGCUGGAACAACUUGUCGAGGGGACCAGAUCAAGUAACGUGCGACGGCAUUUGCUCUUGCACCCGCAAUCUGAAUUGGAUACAGCGGUCAAACGUAUUGAAGAUCUAGAAAAGCUGGAGGCGGCUACAUCAAAACUUCGAGAAUGUACGACAGUGGGACGCGAUGGUGGGAAAGAAGUUGGACAUCAGGCGUUGCACAGAGGCCGAGAAAUGCGACGACCGUAG
This is a messenger RNA of Echinostoma caproni, 228 nucleotides long. Lineage: Eukaryota; Metazoa; Platyhelminthes; Trematoda; Plagiorchiida; Echinostomatidae. The record is from the annotation of a GenBank genome assembly.